AUGUCGUACAAGAAGAUACCGAAUACUCAGUUUUCUCAACUGGGCAUUAUCCUGUAUUGCAUCCAAGCCGCUUUAUUACCUCCAAUGGUCGGUAUUAUACCGGUGCUGAUAUUUUGCGCCCUACCUGCCAUCUGCGUGGCUCUUGGGUUUAUUACACUGUUCUGGUAUGUAUGGGCGUCGGUCCCUGAAAAAGGUCUUAACAAAACUGUCGCCGACAUCAUUGUAGUCUUAAUCGGAUGCUUCUGCUUCCUUCUUGCAAGCAACUUGAGGCUCGGGCGACUGGCGCCCCUAAUGAUGAUCGCAUACUACGCUCUAGUUUAUUCCACUGAAUACGGAAGCAUACAGACUAAAACGGUAGUGGAACAUGGCGUAGAGGCCCAUAUUGGGCCCAUUGAUCUAAUGUCUGCCCUACCCUCUUGGGUCAUGACAAUUGUACCUGCGUAUUUAAUCCUUCUCCUCUCCAAUUAUCAGAUAAAUCUUGAUGAGCCCCUUACUGCAGGCCUUCUUGGCCCGUUCGCUAACGAACCUGGAUUCAAACAUCUCAUCGGUGUCCCGUUGAAACUUAGUGGCGCUAUCAGCAAAGGCAUUAGCGCAAGCAUACCAGGCGGGUACCACAUUCUGAGAUUUGUAUGGGAAACAAGACAUGCCUUCGGACUCCUUUGGGGCGUUAUUGUCUAUGCGUGGAUCGCACUUGGGUUUUAUGCUGCCUCGCUUCUCAUCCCUCCGGUUAGGACCGGUACUGGGUUCUUCAAGCAGUCCCUAGCAUCCUGCCACAGUAUAAUCGCGGCUAAUCUUAUAGACUGGUUAAAGCGGGGACAAACUAACCGCCAAGCCCCCCGCGCACACACGUGUGCUGGGGGCGCGGGGGAAUUUGUUCGAGACCUCGAUUACCAGACACCACCAAACUUGGUACGUCUGUCCAAUCCUAAGGGCCAGCAGAAGCUGGGCGGGUCAGAUGUAAGCGCGUAUCACAACGAGGAGGAUUCUCACCUGGCGGGAACUGUCGUACUGCCACCUGGUAGAAUAAGAAGAAAGGGAACAGUAUUUGCCCCGUCCCCACGAGGACUACAAGGGGUGGACGGAGACUUUGACCCUUAUCAGGGUUAUACCAUUUCACGGCAUUCUUCUAUGGCUGGUACUGUCAUCAACAGAAACGUUCUGAGUCUGAUAGAGAAGUAUCCCUCUUAUAAUCGUCGAUUGGAUUUGCUAUUACAGUCCCUUCAGAGCAGCAACUCGACGAUGUUAAUAUCGGUGUUUGAGACCCCGUUAUUUGCGUACCAGGGAACGAACAUAGUAUCGGAAAGGAUGAAAAUUGUAAAACUGAUUGAGCGCAUUGGUACCAAUCUGUGUUGUCUGCAGUAUUACAGCACGUACUUGGAAAUGAAGCACAACGGAUACCACGAUGCCUUGGAUAAGACUAGCUUGGACCAGAGGUGGUUUGCCGCAUUGGAAGCUCUCACGCCGGAUGAGGACAAGCAGCUGGAGACCGACGAAUGGGGUCACCGUAUCCGCAGGACGAAUGACCCAUUAAGCAAGCACACAUGGGUGGAUAUCACCAUCGUCGACGGCCAGAGCAGUUCUGGAGCCGAAGACUGUGUGGAUCUGAAAAGCGGGCGUAUCAGUUCUGGGUCAGGGUCAGCUGCCACUGGGGUGAAGAGCCGAACCUCCCUCAUGACCCGCAGUUCUGUUGAUAACACUGGCGAAGGCGCAUUCCCGGAGUAUUCUGCUACGGAAGGGGCAGCCCCCCAGGUCGAGACUGCAGAAGUUUCAGCAUCCAUCGAAAGCGAAGACGCGGACCCCCCUCGCAUGAGUCGCAUGAUAGACGCGCGUCAGAGCACACUCCGUCGAAGCACAUAUGGCCUGAGCAGCGACGGUCGUAGUACUGAACGCCGGAGCAGUCUUACAGAAAGGGGCUCGCGUGGGAGUCAUUUGCUGCCUUCAAGGUCGUCUACCGCCAAGACACUGGCCCCUGGUUUGUCUACUGCUUUGUCUUCUGGCAUGUCUUCGGAAGCGCCUAUAGACGACAUACUGACGCAGAUGGAAGCCACCAGAAACGACAUUAAGGGUACUGAGGACGCUGGGGCCAAGCCUAGUGGAUUGCUUGAGGAACCCGGGGAAGCCCGGAAGCAUGUUCAGGUCAAGGAACCUGGCGGGGGUGGAGAGAGUGACGGGGAAGAGAAGGUCGGAGGCGGGAAGGACAAGGGAGGGUACAAGGGGGCUGGACGGCGAAGCCGUAGUCAGUCUCAGUCGUACCGGCUCGUUGAUCUGGUCCACAGCCGCAGUCCGGAGGCAGUAGGGUUGUGCCCUCCUGCGCCCGAUGUGCCUGUAUUGGAAAAGGACGCAACAAUCGGUGAAGUGCUUCGUCGGAGCUUAUUAUCGGUGUACCAAGCCCUCCGGGUGAGUGAGUUGUGUACCUUGGAGGCUACAAGGUUUGGGAUGAACAGUUUGUACCAGGAGCGUGCUGCUCUGGCCGCGCAGGUGAGGAAUUGUGAAGUUGUAUUAGGACGCCUAAAGGACAUGUCUGGACAAAUUUUCUCGUCUACAGCCACCUUGGUUUCCUUCCAUGCAAACUGCUUGCUGGAGCCGGCAGACGAGCUGCUCAGAUUGCAAAGAGACGCCUACGUUCACCUGCACCGGCCCACUUGGAAGCGAGUCCUUAUCACUCUGGGCACCAUGGUAGCGGGCCUGCCGCUCUUCCUGUACAGUCUAGUGGCGCCCUGGAUCCGGUUCGCCAAGGGAUGUGGUCGAGUCUUCCAGCGGCGCGUUCUGGGCGUCAAGACCAAGGGGAACCCAUGGGAAGAGCUCAUCACAAAGACCGCGACUAUAGAGUUAAGUGGUGAGCGAACUUUGAGUGUGUCGGUGGGCCCUGCAGUGCGGGACGGGUUCCGGAAGGAGGGGAAUGAAUGGAACUUGUGUUUGAAUUCCCGGCAUCAGCGUAUAAGUUUGGCGCACAACCCGGACGUAUGGUUUGCGUUACGUUUGGCAUUGGGUAAUAGUGCGUUGUUUGCGAUUGGUGUGUCUCUAGAGCGUUGGCGUACGUGGAAUUUGACGGGGCAUCAUCGUGGUGGCAUGCUAUCAUCGAUGGUAGACAUGGAGAAGUUAAUGACGACCAAGUAUGCGGGGUGGGCCUGUGUAGGUUUCCUGACGACGGUGACGGAGACGCCAGUAGGUUGUGCGAAACGAGCUAUGUUACGGGCAUCGGGUGUAGUGUUGGGUACCGUGAGCGCAUAUUUAUGUUUGCUGUGCAGUGUGAGAGCUUGGUGGGCGCAUGCGUUGUGGUUGACUGUGACAGGAUUUGUGGCAGUUUGGAUUGGUGCACACCCGGGAAAUCCAGCUGUGGGAUUCGAUCCGUCUUGGGGCUACGUGACGCAGUUGUUUAUUUACCAGCAGAUCAUUAUUCUGGCGAUUACUGCCAUCGACGAAUUUGAUCGAACGGAGUUGAUGGUGGAGAGAUUUGUCGCACAACUCGUGGGCAUCGGAACGGCGGUGUUGGUGACGUGGGCGGUGGUGCCAACCUUUUGCGUAAGGCAUCUUAGACAUGAGGCUUGUGUGGCACUGGAAAAUUUUCAAAGUGGACUCGAAGCCAUCCUAGAGCUCUCGAUGCCAGCUCUUAAGCCAGUGACGCAUGAAGCACCGGCAUCUAGGAUCCCGGUAACAGAGCGUGAAGCCGAAACCAUGAUCAAGAUCCGAGCCUCUGUCCAAGCCAGCCGUCCGGUCCAGUCACAGGCGGCCCUAUUAGAACCACCACCUGACUGUGAAGCACGAACAGACGUAGAAACUUGGCGCAAGUUUGAGGAACAACGACACGCUCGUGCGUUUGAUGCAGUCGCUGUCGGUCGACGACUCAUCGCCGACCGAGAGGUCCUGCACCGCCUCUGGCCUGUAAGUGCUGGCAUUUACGGCCUCCUCGAGGCCCUGGAAAGACGCGUGGCCGUGCGCAAGUCCUGGCUCUGUGAACUUAAACGGCUCGAUCUUAAUAUCGGACGUACCCUCUCUGACUCACCGGAAGCGAUGAGCGCCGAACAGGACCGCCGCAAGCUAUACACGGAAAUUAUCACCGACAUGCGCUGCCUAACCGCACUCCUCUGCGCCGCCAUACGCAGACCGGGUCGGAAAGGUCGGAAGGGACAAGCUGAGAAGGGACAAGCUGGGAAGGAGCCAGUCGAAAAGAGAAAAAGACAUAAACGACAGGCCGACAAGGGACAGACCGGGUGCCUCUUCCCCAAGCUCACGCCCUUCAACAAGGAAACCUACUGCGCCUGUUACACUGAACUCGCGAACAGAGUGUUACGAAACGUCGUCGCUCUCAACAGACUAGACAAGGCCGGACCCGAAGUGGAAUGGGACGCAAGAACCCUAUUCAACCUCUACCUCCUCGUCGAAAUGGUGGAAAUCGACCGCGUCGCGAAGAUCGUCGAAGACGAGUUUGUCGGCUUGGAUAAGGAUGGCGACGAGGAGAAAGAGGAGGAGGAAGAGGAGGAGGAAGAGGAGGAAGAAGAGGAGGAGGAAGCGGCGGAAGAUGAGAAGGCGCCUUGA
Messenger RNA from Gregarina niphandrodes, 4536 nucleotides. RefSeq names its product fusaric acid resistance-like protein. Lineage: Eukaryota; Apicomplexa; Conoidasida; Eugregarinorida; Gregarinidae. The record is from RefSeq and is a predicted model, not a curated record. The transcript has 2 exons. The coding region runs from base 1 to 4536 and encodes 1511 amino acids.